This is a messenger RNA of Mytilus californianus (California mussel), 8049 nucleotides long. RefSeq names its product nuclear GTPase SLIP-GC-like. The coding region runs from base 217 to 3375 and encodes 1052 amino acids. Lineage: Eukaryota; Metazoa; Mollusca; Bivalvia; Mytilida; Mytilidae. The record is from RefSeq and is a predicted model, not a curated record. The transcript is spliced from 20 exons.
UUGGCGUCCUCUCCGUGGACUAACGUGCUCAGCGAUGACGUCCCCAGCGAUGAUUAGCUGUUGACCCCUUAUCGAUACCAGGUCAACAAUCACUUUCGAAAAAUACCUAGCACAAGCCGUAAUAGUAUACUACAUGUCAAUACACGUAUGCUCCAACGAAUUAGACUUUUUGUUACAACAUGAGUAGUUUUUCAGGUGUCUGAUUUUAUUCUAAAGAUGUCAAAGAUAAACAGAGCCAGAGAAGACAUUCGUGCGAUUAAUAACGAGGAAGGAAGUCCUGCAAAGAAAGUGAAAGUUGCAACAUCUUCUGAAAGUAGUUUUUCUGAAGAUAGAUUUGUGAAUGGAGCUGCCAGAAUUAAAUUAAAGAAAGGAGAUGGCUUAUAUGAGUGUAAAGAGUUGAUACUGAAGGUCAAGAAUUCUUUAUCUAAACAGAAGAAGAACAAAUGUAAAGAGACAUUGGAUAAAUGGAAAAAAGAUUUGGAAGAACUUGAGAAGCAGCUGAUCAUACCAAAAGUGACCAUAGCGGUAGUAGGAGCUACUGGCUCAGGUAAAUCUAGUCUGAUUAAUGCUGUGCUAGAUCAGUUUAGUGUUUUACCGACAUCAGGAACACAAGCAUGUACAUCUGUGGUGGUAAAGAUAGAAAACAAUGAAGAUGGUGAACAGUAUGAAGCAGACAUAGAAUUUUUAUCAAGAGAGGAAUGGCAGGAAGAACACGAUGUUCUGAUUAAAGAUAUAACCAAGAAUGAUGGAACAAUGAAGAAUACUAAACCACAUGAACAGUCUGAAGCUGGAGUGGCAUUCCUAAAAAUGAGAGCUGUUUAUGGACAGUUCUCAUCUCUUGAUGACUUGAAAGUAGAAAACAUAAUCACUUCUCACUUGGGAAAAAUCAAAAAUCUUAAAUCAAAUACGCUACAAGAAUUCAGUUGUAAUAUAGAAAAGUAUAUAAUAGGUACUGAGGAAGAAGGACAACACUUAUGGCCGAUCAUAAAGUCUGUGACGAUAAGAAUUCCAAACUUUUUUACUGGGUGUACAUUAGUAGACUUGCCAGGAGUUGGUGAUGCAAAUGCAGCUAGAGAUAGGAUAGCACAGGAACACGUAGAAAACUGUUCAAACUUUCUGGUAGUGGCAGAUGUGCACCGGGCCUUUAGUAGUAAAAUAAACAAAGAGUUGUUAGAAGAGAGAUUGAGUCGCCAAUUAUUAAUGGAUGGGAACUAUUCCAGUGACAAAAUAACAUUUGUUUGUACAAAGAAUGAUGACUUGAACUAUACAGAAUUAAUAAGGGAAUUGAAACUGGAUAAAAAUGCAGAAAUAAUGUCACUGAAGAAUGAAUCGGAAAAAUUAAAGAAAGCUCUUAAUGCGGCAGAUGGAAAUGAAAGACUUCAAAUCGAAAAAAAAUGGCACCAAACAUUCCAGGAUAUGAAAAUUAUAUGUGGAAAAGCAAGAUCAGAAAAGGCCAAGAAGCAGCUGAAGAAAGUCUACAAGUCAAGACUUAGGGACAUGAAAAAGUCUGCAAAGAAAGAAUUAGAUAAAGAUGACGAAAACAAUGAAGAUGAUGAAGACAAUGAAGAUGAUGAUGACAGCAAUGAUGAGUCUGACGAUGGUCUAAGAGUUUUCUGUGUCAGUUUAAAUGACUACCAGCGUUUAAAGGAAACAAACGAGCCAACAAUGGUAUUUGACAAUGAAGAAGACACAGAAAUACCAAAGAUAAGGCUAUGGAUAAAGGAAAUUGUAGAGCGAAAGAAACAGGCUGCUACUGAACACUUGAUGCGUUACUUAACCUCUUUUUUAAAUGAUAUAAAAAAUUACCUGACAGAAAAUGAACUUGAGUUCAAAAGUUACUCUGAGAUUGUGAAGGUAGCAGUGGAAAUAUUAUGUGACGAAUUACAUCAGGAACUACAGAACACCUCUGUGAAACUCCUAUAUGACUUAACAAAAGAGAUAUCAAAGACUGAGUAUAAUCUAGAAAAAGGUGUUAAAAGUGCUGAGGAUGAAGCUAUUUCAGUGUGUAAAGAAUGGGGGAAAUUGUACUUUUGGCCGACAUACAAGGCUGCAGUAAACAGAAAUGGUGUUUAUAAAUCAAGAUCUGUUGGAGAAAUCAAUUUUAACGAUGACUUAGUCUCUCCUUUGAUCAGUGGCAUCCUAAUAAGGUGGACAGAUUUGUUUAGUGAAGAUUUAUGGAAGAUACUGAAUGACUAUUGGUACAAUGAAAAUCAUCUUGAAAAAACCAUAAAAGAGUAUACAAACAAACUGUCUGACAAAGUGAAAGAUUACAUACCUACACCACAGCUUGAAAAACUCAAGAAAAGGAUUAAUGACAAUUCUUGGCAAGAGUUACAAAAAAAAAUUAAUCAGAUAAAAGUCCAUGUGGAGUGCCGUCAAAAACAGAUUAACAGAUUGUGUUCACCAAUAAUUCAGUCAAGAUUGAAACAUAUUUAUGAGGAGUGUAGUGCUUGCAAAGGAAAAGGUUUUUUUCAAAGAGUGAAGGCUAAUUUGGAAAAGGGGAUAGACACACAGAAAAAAUCCAUGUUCCAAGAAGUGUCAAAAAAGAUUACAGAAGAACUAGAAGCUUUGAUGAAAGAAAUAAAAGAAGACAUUUCAAGUUUAUGUACCAAACUGGUCAGAUAUAUAAAGUUUAUAUUUGAACCUAUGUGGACUUCAAAACAAGACACACAAGAUCUACGAAGUACAAUAUUUGAUGAUGUAGAUGAAGUUGAGCAAAAACUAACAGCUUUACGUAAGACUUUUGGUAUAAAGUUAGAUUUUGGAUCAGAAACAAGGACUGGAAGGUCAUCACCAACAGCAGGUAGGCAUAAAACAUGUUUCAGUCCAGAGGAUCUCCAGAAAGCUAUUAAACAAUCUUUAGCUGACUACUCUAAGCAGCAUGCUGUCGAAGAAAGAUUGAAGGAGUACUGUAACUUCCAUGGUAUGGAAUUCCUUGGUAGGACACCAGGCAAUGGUAAUUGUUUCUUUGAAGCUAUUUCUGCACAGCUAGAAAGGCUUCAGUUACCAAGAAAAUCUCCAGAACUUCUGAGACAAGAAGUAACAACCUACUUAAAGGAAAAGCCUACUUACAAAGUCAAUGGGAAGUUGGUUAACCUUAGAGAUUUUGUUGAGUUAGAAGGAGAUUUCAUGGACUACUGUGAAUCCAUGUCAAAGAAUAUGGAGUGGGCAGAUAAUGUGAUUGUUGUUGCCAUGGCGAGAAUGUUGGAGCAAAAUAUUAUCAUAAUAACCAGUUCUCCUGAGACAGAUAUAGACGACAGUUUAUUAUUUGUGGAUGGUGGAGAGGGGUGUCAUGAAAAACUUCCAUUGUUAGUAGGACAUUACUGGGAAACCCACUACCAGAGUCUUCAGCCAAAAGGAGCCAACAAAAGCUAAGAGGAUUAUCAUGGAUUGAAAAUAAUAGAGGAUCAUUUAAAGAGAGAAUACCAAUGAUUGAAUAUAUACAACUUUUAAUAUGUUAUAAAAACUCCAAUAUAAUAGCUUGCCUUUUUAAAAGAUGAUUGUUGUAUGUUUUUCAGAAAUGACAUUAUGUCAUAUUGUGUUUAACCUUUUCCUCUAUGCUACAUGAAAAUUUUUUUAUAAAUGAAUUUUUUUAUCAUGUCAGAUAUUCCCAAGUAUAUACUUUUUAUAUUGGAUACAAAUUUGAUAAAGUCUGAUAUAGAUUUUUGAAGGCAAUGUACUUCAAUUGAGAUACCACAUAGAUGCUUCAAAAGGUGUCAUUAUGGAGUACAGGGGAGGCAUCAUUUUUUUUUACAUAGCCUCCCCCAUUUCUAUUGAGGUGUCAGACCACCAAUUCACCCACUCCAAUUUAGAAACGUAUGUAAAAGUAGCCCUUCCUUGACAAAAAAUAGUGCUUUUGAUGUCAUUGUUUACCUAAACUAACCAGCAAAUUUGUAGAAAUGAAACUUUUGUUGAAAGAGAAAUAUAUGUAGACCAUUUUGAGCCAAAAUUUACUUGUCCAUGAGUUUGCAUUAAAGAUUGAGGAUUAAUGCGCUCCAUAGUAUACUUAUUUAAGAUUUCCAGAAAACCAGGGGUUAUUUUUAGCAGUACUUAUCUUCCUAGCGUUAGUAUAUCCUUAGAAGACUUUAAACAUAGGUUGAAAAUUAGCGUGUAGAAAGAUGAUACAUGUACAAUUCAGGAUAUACCUGGUUUCUAUGAAGUUAAAUUUAAGGUAAAAUAUUUAGAAAGCUGUGAAAUUUGCUUAAUUUGGUUGAAUAAAUAGGGAUUUUGAAUUGGUGGUCUGACACCUUGAAGUUAUCAUGACCAAAUUUGGACCAUCGAUAGACCUCAUCAUCAAGUUUUAUCAGAUGACCCUUUAUAAAAGUUAUCUCCCAUUAAAUAUAGUUUUUUUUUCGACAUGCAUUAAUAUGCUGUUUAGUGGUGCUUACAUUUUAGAGUUAUAUCACCUUGAAACAAUUUCUUUUAUUUCCAUAUAUCUUAAAAAUUGUUACAGGGUAGAAUCGAUUUAAAAUGGCAGUAUGUAUAGGAGCAGAUGGCAAUGUUUGUAAACAAACUACUCUUUUGUUAUCAACCCUAUUAAGAGUUAUUUCCCUUGAAAUAUUAUUUCCAAAACUGGUAGUCGUAGAGACAUUAGACCUUCAUCAAUUAUCUUCAGAUCAUGUGACCUUUCAUUUAUACACAAGGUAAAAGGUCAUAAGAGUGCAAAAAGUUUUUGCACUUAAAUGUCAAGCUUGAAUAUUAAGAAAACUACAAGAGAUAGCUGCAUACACACAUGUUCCUCUCGGAGAUGUUUACAUUUUAUACAUUAGACCUGAAACUGUCAGACCAUCUGUUCAAAAGUUAGGAGAUAAGUAUAAUUUUUUGUUUGUAUAUCUUUAAAAUGAUAACAGAUAUUAACCUGCUGUAUAACUGCAAAAAUGAUCAGAAUUUUAGGCCUUCAAUUUGAGGUCAAGGUCAUGAUGAAAUAUCACCUUGACCUUCAAAGGGUACUAUAUCCUUGACCUCAUGACCUUUUUGUUCUUUAUCUGCAGAUCAUCUUACACUUUGCAGACUUGAGAUAUCUUUUGUUGUUUAAGAGAUAUUGCUGUUUGAAAUUUGUGAGGGAGGCAUAUAUUUCUUAAUCAACAACAGCUAGGCACCUGAAAUUUUCAGAAAUUGAAGAGUUUAUCAUGGUAAUAUGGUUGACUAAAUACCAAAAACAUUUUAUAAAAAAACAAAGAAAAAUAAGCAGUUUGAAAUUUUCAGGUUUUACGUUGACUUUGUAAGUUUCAUCAUAUCUAUGUUCUUUUUAUAAAAUUGCAUCAUUUUGUGGACUUUGCAAAAUGGGGUCAUGUGACAUGAAAUUGAACAUCCAAAUGAGCUCUAUUCAAAAAUGAAAAUUUUAAACCCCCUUUUACAUCCGAAAGAGAAGGAUGGGGUAAUUAUGUGCAAAUAUUAAAACUUCGAAGAUGGUAAAGUUGUUGAAUAUCAAAUAUAAGUCCUUAAAUUGUACAUUUCAAAUACCUAAUUCAUGACACCCAAAAUGGGGUGGGGUGGGGUCAUGGAGUGCAAAAAAAUAGUGUCUUCAUUGUAAGGUUGUAGCAUAUAACAUGAAAGGUCAUAAUGUGUUCAUUUCAAAUAUCAAAUUCCUUUCCCCUAAAUGAGAUGUAUGGGUAGUUUAGUGCGAAAAAUCAAACUUCCUAGAAAAUGAAAGAACAUCAAGUCUCCAUUACAUAUAUCAUACUUCCGUUCUCGAAAAUAGAGAUGGAUGGGGUCAUUAAGUGCUUGUUGCAUAUCAAUUUAAAGGUCAUAAAGAGUGCAUUACAAAUAUCAGACUUUUAAGGGAAAGACCUUUCAAUUUUUGUAGAUAACAAGUUGAUACUUUUUUUUAUUGAAGUUAAAUUCUACUUCUAAAUUGAAUAUAUGUUUUUUUAUUAUUAUUGUACACAUUGAAAGGUUUAUCAAUUGGGACACAACAUUAGCUUUAAAAUUGUAAAUAACCUAAUCUAUUGUGUACAUGUAUUACAAAUCUAAGAAGCUAUGCUUGAAUAAAUACUGUUUGACAGAUGAUUCUUAUUGACCUAGUAUUAUCAAGUUUUCAUAGUUGAUGGACAAAAUUUGCAGGGACCAUGUUGUAUGUGCAAUAUACAUUAUUUACACUGAUUUUCAUUCACAUUAUUCAAACAUUACAUGUACAUUCAUAUAUUAAAACAAAAUGAUGCAAUGGAAAUUUGUUUUUGAAUAUUGAAAUGAAUUAAAAUGGAAAGGCUAUUUAUAUAUAUAUAUGCAACCUUCAACAGAACAAAGUGACCAAAAAUAAGCCUCAGUAGGUGUUGCUUCUAGUCCAUGAGAUAAAUUCUAUAUUGACAGAAUUAAAAUAUCAUUAUGUAGUUUUUUUACACUAAUCAUUUGAGUAGCAUCAAUCUUUACAUUCAAUCACUGUGUAUAUUUUUGUCCUAUUAUUAUACAAUUCAGAUAAAUUGUAGUACCAAGUUGUAAUUAGAAUUCAUCUAUUCAUACUGAUCAACACAUGAAAAAAUUUAGCCGUUCAUAAUGAAAAGGUGCAGUGUAAUAAAAAAUAUUCUUUCUAUUGAAUUUAAGUGAUUGCCAUGUGCUUCAGGUUAAAGUUUUUGGUCAAGGUAGUUUUUGAUGAAGUUGAAGUCCAAUCAACUUGAAACUUAGUACACAUGUUCCCCUGAUAUGAUCUUUCUAAUUUAAAUGCCAAAUUGGAGUUUUGUGUGUUAGACGAGUAAAAAAUUUGUAAAAAUAUUUAUUGAAAACAUAAAGUUUGAGGCAAUUAAUAAUAUUAGUGUUUAUCCUACAAUCGACCUCUCUACUACACUAAUACAGGUGUACAGAUAACACGAUGCGAUAUACGUAUACUAGACGGAUAAAGUCUCCUGGUAUCCUGCUUCUGUUGCGAGCGAACGGUUAUGUCAAAUUAAUGUUUACGUUACAGGUCAACGGGGUCCUCAUCGCGGUCCGCGUUUAAGUCAUGUCGAUUUCUUUCAAAAACAAAUUCAACGAUUGGGAUGGAAAAAAAUGUACAAAAUUCAUUGCAGGAUAAAGACAAUAACUGUAUAGUGUCUUUAAAUAUCAGCUGUAUUUGUACUCGGCUCGAAACAAGAGUAAUAGCUCGCUGAAGCUCGCAUUACAUGUGUUUCUUAGCCUCGUAAAAUACAGCUGAUAUUUAAAGACACUAUACAGUUAUUGUCUAUGUAACAGAAAGUAAUGUUGAACAUUGUAAAAUUAUCUCCCUUGGAAAUCAGUUCAUCCGUUAUUACGAUAGAAAAAAAAUAUUCAAAUAUAAAUGACACAAUAAUUCCUUGUUUGAAAACAAAGCAAUAAUGUAUUGUACAAUAAAAUGAAGUUAAGACCUAGUUUUAUAUCCAGACCAAACUUGUUAUAUAAAGCUUUGGUUCCUGAUAAGAAGGUGUUUACACUGCACUUGCUUCAUACUAAUAACCUUUUACUAUCAAUGAGCUUAAAUAUUUUACCAAUUGAUCAGUUUAAAGAGAUUAAACUGCAACUUGGUAAAUAAUUUUACCCUAUUGUUAUUGUGAAAGGACAAAGUCAUUAAUUGAUGAAGAAACAGGCAGCUAAAAAUGUGUUUCAUAAUAUAAGUUUGACUUUUAUGAAAAUUUUUAUUUAAUUUGAACCCUGUUGAAACUAUUUUACUGUAUUUGCUUUCAAUUAUAUAUUAAAUAGCAGCAUUGAGUGUGAAUGACAAAACAUGGCAAACAUAUUUGAAAUUUGAAAGAAAAUCUUUAAUUACCCAUAAUACCAGAAAGACCAUGAUCCCUCUACUAAUUGUUUUGUUGAUUAGGAGUAUAAAAUCACAUUUACAUAUUUAUGUUUGAAUUUAGACUGAUACAGUACUCAAAUUGUACAAAUUCUCUGUAGCUAUUUACUAUUAUUGUAAUCAUUCUUAAAUAUAUUUGAUAGUUAUCUGAAAUAUCGAAUUUAAUUUUAUAUUUUUGUAACUUUUUUAUAAGAAUGUAAUAUAUGUUUUUAGAAUUUAUAUAAGUAGAUUUAUAGCACUGCUUAUUUUUUUGUAUUUAUUUAAUUUAGAUUUUUAACACUACUUAUCUAUAAAAAAAUGAAUUCAUA